Messenger RNA from Haliotis rufescens (red abalone), 3812 nucleotides. RefSeq lists its product as uncharacterized. Lineage: Eukaryota; Metazoa; Mollusca; Gastropoda; Lepetellida; Haliotidae. The record is from RefSeq and is a predicted model, not a curated record. The transcript is spliced from 4 exons. The coding region runs from base 374 to 829 and encodes 151 amino acids.
UCCGCAGUUUACCCUAGACGUUUGUUUGCUGUGCCGGGCGUCUGGUGUAUAUUGAUAUUUAUGGUCAUGCCAAAGUGACGUCACAGCCUCGUUUCCGUACGGUUUUCUCCAAUAUAGGAGGACAUGCAUAAAUGUGCCCUCAACUGCAUCUGUAUUUAUGGGGGUUUGGAAGCAGGACCAUUUGGAUAGUUCAUUAGAUGAUUAAUCAUCACUGUUUGGUUUAAGAUAAGAGUGACACUGCAAUGUUUGGACACGGGUCAACAAUACAUGGACUGAGUAGAAGUUUCCUGAUUUGAAACCUUUCAGUACACUUCCCAGAAACAGAUGUUACUCACCAGGCCUUGAGGCAGCUUCAUAUAGUCAGUAGCAAACAAUGGAUACAGUAUCAAGCCAGGUUCUCAGAGCAAUAUGUUUUGCGUUCAUUUGCCAAGGCCUGUCCACAAUGGUGUCAGGAGAGUGUCCCGCCGACGCUGAGAACAGAAUACAAAUGUGCACCAAGCAUCUCAAUCAGUUUGGUAACAACAACAACAACAAUAACAAAGAGGCCCUCACCAAAUAUUGCAGAACCCUGAAGGAAGCCCCGGCAUGUCUGCAGCAGAUCCUCCACCAAUGUCAAGGAGACACAGGCCUCGGUUCAAUAGAAGUCCUGAAGAAUGUGACCAAUCAACUGAAGGCUGCAUUUGACAAGAAGUGCGAACAAAUUUGUGGUCAGUGCUUCUAUGACAUUCCAACACCUGACGCAAAGGCGAUCAGCUCGUCAUCGAUGGUUUGGCACCAUUUAACAUUGAUCCUCGGUGGCGUCCUCUCGACUAGGAUGUUGGCAUCGUGAUAUGUACACUCUACUUCUUGAUUCUCCUUGGCAGAGACAAUGGAUACACACUGUGUUUUCAAGAACCUGAAUAUCAGCUUUUGUGAUGAUGCAAAUCUCCAUGAGGUGCCUUUAUCUAUCCACUUAACAGAUUCGGGCGCACGUCAACAUAUAUGCAGAAUAAUCAGCACGCAUCGUACAUAACAGUAUGGAAACGUGGACAUGCUUCAUUCUUGAACAGGGUGUCGGUGACGGAUAGAGUCCGCCUUGGAUCUGUAUCCCCCUAUGCAGACAAGGGGCUAUCUUUCAUCCGCUUCAAUGAAUCAUACAGACACUUUAUUUCAGUGACCAUUAAUAACCUUAUACCAUUUUGUUCCUUGUUUUAAAUGGGUAUAUUUACAUGCAUGACGGACAUGAUUAUGUAAGGCCAAAUUAUCGCGCCAUGUUAGUUAUCUCAAUGAUAACGUUAGAUUGAACUGAUUUGAAUGCAUUAGACCACAGGACCAUGUAACAAUAAAAAUAUAAAAAAGUCGCAAAAAAAAUCCCGGCCUUUGGUCUCGUCUAUGAUUAUUUUUUUGCGACUUUUUUUAUUGUUACAUGGUCCUUUGAUUAGACUGUCACUUCAGCUGUACCUCUGAAUUGUAUUGAAGCAUUAAUAUUACCAUAUACAUGUUAUGAAUUGCCUAUAUUUGUCUAUGUUUCACGUAACCAAUGCAUUUGGCAGCCGUUUACAUAUUGUAUUGAAACUGAACAGGUUUCAAAUACUGUUUGAAACCUCAGUACAGAAUGUGGACCGUCACUGAUGCACAUAACAUGACACAAGUUGAUUAUACGCCGGUAAUUAGUGUAUUGUAAUAGCUGUGUGUCAUGAUAAGAGUGAAAGAUCUGUCAGCUUUAAGCUUGGAAUGUCAAAUACGUGUUUGUGUAUGUUACAGUCGUUUCCGUCCUUUUUCGUUCGAUCUGAUAGAUCUCUGUGAGAUGGCGGGGUAGUUGGUCUAUGUCAAAAUUUAUGGAAAGGUUUUAGUGAAGCGUUUUCUAAUAUUUGAACAUGUGCAAGUUUUUGUCCUCUGGUUCUCUUAAGAGAUGUAUAUAGAUAUAUUAUAGCUAAAAUGGAUAGAAUUAUCAUUAAACCGCCCGCAUGUUAUCAGAAAUGUGCGGGCCACUGUAACAUGAUAAUGCCCUCAUAUUGCUUGACGACGGGCCAUUAUCACGCCCGUUGUUAAGUGACGUCAUAGGAUAGGGAACGGUGACGUCACGUUCAAUAGUGACGUCAUCUGGUUUGUUCCCUGGCGUUUCCAUAUUUGUAAAAGUGGGUCGGUCAUUCGUGUUGAUUACAGUAAAUGUUUCCAAACCAAUAUUAUUGUUUCUUUUUAUCUUAUAGCAAAUUCCACUCAUGUUAGCUAUAAUAACGGUAACGCUAUUUUCACGGCAUUAUCAUUUGCAGAAGCCCUCGGUCUUUUUCAACCGCCCUCCUUCGUCGGGCAGUUAAUGGAAGACCUCGGGCUUCUGCAUAUGAUAAUGCCCCGAAAAAAAGCGUUACCCUUAUAAUAUCACCUGUGAAACGAUCAUCGUGGGUCAAGGGUCGACUUUCCCACAGUUCUUAAAAUUCGAUAAAUGGACUUUAUCACUCAUUCUUGACUAAAUUAUGCAUUAGAUGGAGUUCAAACCUUCCCAACGUUACAGAACAAACAUCUAUUUGGCAGCCUUUUGAACAUGUCUGAUAAUUUUCAUACGAAUAUUUGGAAGGUUUCCAUAUAUUAACAACUGCAACGUUUCCAGUGUCCUUCCUCGUCCUUCAGGUUCAUAUCAUCGGUUACAACUUAAUUUGACACUUCACAUGGAGUCUUUUUAAUUCAUCUAAGUUUACAUUUUAUUCAUAUGUUACACAUGUGUAACAAGGUACAAUGUGUAACAUAUCAGUAUACAUGUGUGACACAUAUGUAACAAGGUGCAAUGUGUAACAUAUCAGUAUACAUGUGUGACACAUAUGUAACAAGGUGCAAUGUGUAACAUAUCAGUAUACAUGUGUGACACAUAUGUAACAAGGUACAAUGUGUAACAUAUCAGUAUACAUGUGUGACACAAAUGUAACAAGGUGCAAUGUGUAACAUAUCAGUAUACAUGUGUGACACAAAUGUAACAAGGUGCAAUGUGUAACAUAUCAGUAUACAUGUGUGACACAAAUGUAACAAGGUACAAUGUGUAACAUAUCAGUAUACAUGUGUGACACAAAUGUAACAAGGUGCAAUGUGUAACAUAUCAGUAUACAUGUGUGACACAAAUGUAACAAGGUACAAUGUGUAACAUAUCAGUAUACAUGUGUGACACAAAUGUAACAAGGUGAAAUGUGUAACAUAUCAGUAUACAUGUGUGACACAAAUGUAACAAGGUACAAUGUGUAACAUAUCAGUAUACAUGUGUGACACAUAUGUAACAAGGUGCAAUGUGUAACAUAUCAGUAUACAUGUGUGACACAAAUGUAACAAGGUACGAUGUGUAACAUAUCAGUAUACAUGUGUGACACAAAUGUAACAAGGUACAAUGUGUAACAUAUCAGUAUACAUGUGUGACACAUAUGUAACAAGGUGCAAUGUGUAACAUAUCAGUAUACAUGUGUGACACAAAUGUAACAAGGUGCAAUGUGUAACAUAUCAGUAUACAUGUGUGACACAUAUGUAACAAGGUGCAAUGUGUAACAUAUCAGUAUACAUGUGUGACACAAAUGUAACAAGGUACAAUGUGUAACAUAGCAGUAUACAUGUGUGACACAAAUGUAACAAGGUACAAUGUGUAACAUAUCAGUAUACAUGUGUGACACAAAUGUAACAAGGUGCAAUGUGUAACAUAUCAGUAUACAUGUGUGACACAUAUGUAACAAGGUACAAUGUGUAACAUAUCAGUAUACAUGUGUGACACAAAUGUAACAAGGUGCAAUGUGUUACAUAUCAGUAUACAUGUGUGACACAAAUGUAACAAGGUGCAAUGUGUUACAUAUCAGUAUACA